CUUCACCACUUUCUUGCUUCAAUAGCUGUACUUUGUUUUCUAUGCUUGAUCGUGAAAGAACGUCAAUGAACCUUUUGGUACUUAAUUCUUUGCUCCCAAACCAAACUCAAAUCACCAAGAAAUGGCUUCCUUACAUCAAAUGCUCUCCGAGGAAGGAUUUGAGCACAGAAAGUUCUUGAGAAGUAGAGACAGAUUAACUAGACCAGAAGAGUCUGUAAUAUUGCCACUACAUAAUUCCCAUGACCAAAAGAGGUUCCAGUCUCCUAAGCAGAAGACCGAUAUGGGUUCCACGCGAAAAGGGUCGUCGAUAUUUUCGUCGAGGAGAGUGAAUUCGGAUUCGGAGAGGUUGCAGUCUAAGUCAUUGUUGAAGGGAGAGGAACCUGCAAUUGAUGUAACAGCUAUUAGAGCAGUGGUAUCUAUACUUAGUGGUUAUAUAGGCAGAUACAUAAAAGAUGUGAGUUUUAGGGAGAUGAUUAGAGAGAAGUGCAACUCUUGCUUGGUGAGAAGAAGCAAGGGUUCGGAUGAUGGUAUUUUUGUGAAUAUGGAAGUGGCCAUGGAAAGCAUUGAGAAGUUGGUUGAAGAGAAAGCAGCAACAAGGAAGGAAGUGAAGAUGGAGUCGUUGAAAAAUUCAAUUCAGCUUUUGAACAUUGUUGCCUCAUUGAAUUCUAAGAAAUCAAGGAAGGGUUCAACUUGUGGUGUACCCAAUUCACAUCUCUCAGCUUGUGCUCAAUUGUACUUGGCAAUUGUUUACAAGCUGGAGAAGAAUGACAGGAUAUCUGCUAGGCAUCUACUUUAUGUUUUUUGCGAUUCGCCAUUUCUAGCAAGGGCUCACUUGCUUCCUGAUAUUUGGGAGCAUUUCCUUCUUCCCCAUCUACUCCAUCUCAAGGUUUGGUACCAUGAGGAGCUUGAGGCUCUCUCGGACUCCCAGCAUGUUGAGGAGGAAAGACGGAUGAAAGCUUUGAGCAAGGUCUAUAAUGACCGGAUGGAUAUGGGAACCAUCCAGUUUGCUCUGUACUAUAACGAGUGGCUCAAGGUUGGGGCUAAAGCUCCUACUGUUCCUGCUGUCCCUUUGCCAUCUAUACCAAGUUAUGCAACAUCAAUGAGGAGAACAUCAGAUUCUUAUAAAUCGCGUUCCUCCAUCAACACAAACUUCAGAUACCGAGCUGUGUUUGGCCCCACGCUAGAGCGGCAAUCGAAGGACUUCGAUUUUCGAAAUAGAGCUUCAAUGGAUACAUGGAGCAUUGAGGAAGAUAAAGUGUGCAUAGAUGAAUACAAAGAUUGCAGUUAUGCUACUGCUAAUAAUAAGACGAGGACUACUCGAAGGCAAUCAAGUCAAAAUUAUGCUAUUUCGAAUCAUUAUACAUGGCAUGAGCCGCUGAAAUCAGAACUCUCUAGGCCUUUUACAUGUCAAAACGUGUCAUCAGAAUGUCUAGGGAAUGGCAACAUCAUAGUCAGGAGUAAUUCAAUCAGGAAUGAAGAGACAACCCACCUUCCUCCUAUUGAUCUAAGUAGAACCAUUAGCACUAUUUGCUCCUCAGAUAGUCUGACUGAGUGUGAAACAGCAAUCCGUGUCACUGCCAAAGCGUGGUUGGACUCCAUUGGCAGUAAUGUAAUUGCAGGUGCUUUAUCUAAAGCACCUGUGAUUGAGGGAUUGCUUGAGUUCUUGUUUGCUUCUACUGAUGACGAAGUUCUAGAGCUGGCAAUAUCUAUUCUAGCGGAGCUCGUAGUAAGAAAUGAAGCAAACAGGUUAAUAGUACUGAACUCUGAUCCACAGCUCAAGAUCUUCAUGAAACUCUUAAGAAGUAACAGUUUGUUUCUUAAAGUUGCGGUUCUGCUUUACCUAUUGAAGCCGAAGGCAAAACAGAUGAUAUCUUUAGAGUGGGUAGCACUAGUCCUACGAGUUUUAGAGUUUGGAGGCCAGUUGCAGACCCUAUUCACCGUACGGUGCAUGCCUGAAAAGGCAGCAAUGUACUUCUUAGGCCAACUUCUAACAGGUUUUGAUGAAGAGAGGAACUUAGAGAAUGCUAGUCAAGUUGUUGCCCUGGGAGGAUUGAGCUUCUUGGUAAGGACCUUUGAAAUAGGAGACAUAAUUGAGAGAAAUCAUGCUGCUACGCUCAUGUUAUGUUGCAUUCGAGCUAAUGGGAGCUCUCGGAACUACCUAGCUGAGAAUUUGAACAAGGAUUCUAUCCUUCAGCUCAUUGUUCUCGGAAUUCAGAAGAAAUUUAAAGGAUAUGUGUUCACUUUACUAGCCGAUCUACUGUGCCUGAGUAGACGAACGUGGAUCAUCAAAUUCUUAACUGGACUCUGUAAUGGAUGGGGUGGCUUGAACACCAUGCACAUCUUUCUAGUCUAUCUCCAGAGAGCUUCACCUGAAGAACGUCCUCUGGUUGCAGCAGUUCUCUUACAGCUUGAUCUUAUGGGAGAUCUUUCGCAGUCCAAUUUAUAUAGGGAGGAAGCGGUUGAGGCAAUCACGGAAUCUUUAGAGUGUCAUAAUUGUAGCACCAAGGUUCAAGAACAAUCGGCGAAAGCUCUCCUGAUGUUGGGAGGCUGUUUUUCAUACUCUGGAGAGGCAUCAGCAGAAGAAUGGCUUUUACGACAAGCAGGUUUCCACGAGAGAUUACGGGAUUCAUUUCAACGCAAGGAGAUAGUUGAUGGGAACUUGAAUGAAGAGGAAGAUGCAAUGGAAGAUUGGCAAGGGAAAGUAGCAGUAGUUUUGCUCAACAGUGGCGGAAAGAGGUUUUUGUCUGCCCUUUCCAAUUCCAUUGUCAAUGGCAUCCCGAUUUUAGUACAAUCAAGCCUCGUCACUGUUGCAUGGAUGAGAAGAAUCUUGCUUCCAGUCAGAAAUGAAAAUUCAUACUCAACAAUAACACCGCGGCUAACAGAAUCACCACAUUAUGACAGAGCUCUUAAUGGAAGAAUGAAUCCAUCUUUUUCACAGCGGCAUCUCAUAAAAAAUUCAGAAUCUCUCUCUAUGCUUUCAACAUUGAAUAAAGAGUUGAUAGAUCCUCUUCGAAACCUUUAUGACAUGGAUAUCUUAUCAGCCUAUCUUUUCAAUCAACACAAGCAAUCACAGGAAUCAAGAAAUGCAACCAAAACACUGACAACCUGAAUUCCUAUAGCGCGAUCGUCAUCGCCAAGUUGUAGAUCAGAAUUCUUGUUCCUCAAGAGGAGUUUAAUACAUGUUAAUCUGUCAUCAUACUUAGUCAUGUUCUUUGUUUCUGAAGGCAUUUCCACUGCAUAGUAAUGGUUCCAGUGCAAGGUCUUUCUCUUCACUUGCAUUGAUUUUGUAAGAGGCAUGUAUUGAAGUGGAUUUCUCCAAUCACAACGACAGCUAUAGAUUGAUGAGAUAAUUCUUCU
Molecule: messenger RNA, 3357 nt
Organism: Populus euphratica (Euphrates poplar)
Lineage: Eukaryota; Viridiplantae; Streptophyta; Magnoliopsida; Malpighiales; Salicaceae
Product: putative E3 ubiquitin-protein ligase LIN-2
Exons: 7
Coding region: 122-3109 (995 amino acids)
Source: RefSeq, a predicted model, not a curated record